Molecule: messenger RNA, 472 nt
Organism: Musa acuminata AAA Group (dessert banana)
Lineage: Eukaryota; Viridiplantae; Streptophyta; Magnoliopsida; Zingiberales; Musaceae
Product: arabinogalactan protein 23-like
Exons: 1
Coding region: 111-287 (58 amino acids)
Source: RefSeq, a predicted model, not a curated record
UCCGCAUUCCUCCUCAGGCCUGCACAAGCAACAAGUCCCUCUUCCUCAUCUCUUCCGCGGCUUAAAGGGCGGUCCCCAACCCAAGUCUUCCUCGCCGCCCACCGCUAGCGAUGGAGAUGAGAAAGGUUGCCUGUGCCGUCCUCGUCGCCGCGGCCUCGGCCACCGGCGCCCUGGCCGCUGAGGCCCCGGCUCCUGGCCCCGCCAGCGCGUCCUUCGCGGUCACCCCCGCCGUCGGAGCCGUCAUCGGGGCCUCCGUCCUCUCCUUCUUCGCCUUCUACUUGCAGUAGCUUCAUGAGGAGAAAGGAAGAAGGAACCCACAGUUCCGGGAACGAAUAAUUGCUUGUGAUAUUGUCUUAUUCCUAUUUGUAUUUUUCUUUCUUCCAUUCAUUCUACAUUGGUUUGGUUUGAAAGAAAGAUCCUGGUGGGAUUUGUUUGGAGUUCAUUUGUGAUUCGACAUGCAACAUCAAACAUA